AUAAACGAGAAGAAAAGAUCUUUAAAGACGAGAUGGGCGUAAUUAUUGUGAUUGCAAAACGUUUUGAUGCUCUAAUUGGGCCUGGAGUUAUGCUUCUCUAUCCUUUGUAUGCAUCGUUACGAGCAAUAGAGAGUCCAACGAUGUUAGAUGAUCAACAAUGGCUUACAUAUUGGAUAAUCUACUCUUUAAUUACAAUAUUCGAGCUAUCAUUUUGGAGAAUCCUUGCCUGGCUACCAUUUUGGCCAUACAUAAAGCUUUUGUUCUGUAUGUGGUUGGUGUUACCAAUGUUCAGUGGUGCAGCUUACAUCUACUCCAAUUUUGUGAGAAAAUACGCUAAGAUUGGAAUGAACGUUGGAGGGGGAACGAAUUAUACAGAUGAACAGAGAAGAGUUCUACAGAUGAUGAGUCUUGAUGCUAGAAAAUCGGUUCAAGAUUAUGUUGACCGGUUUGGAUGGGAUUCCGUUGAGAAAGCAAUCAAAGCGGCUGAAAGAGAAACAAAGAAGCACUAAGAUGGAAGAUUGCGAAUCAAAAGCCUUUUUUCAGAAAAAAAAAAAAAUGAUUGCGAAUCAAGAAACAUUGCUCUUUGCUUUCUUGUUUUUCAACGUGUUGGUAUAUUUGUGUAUAGAUUGUGUAGAGAAAUACUUCAAUGGA
This is a messenger RNA of Brassica oleracea var. oleracea, 651 nucleotides long. RefSeq names its product HVA22-like protein f. The record is from RefSeq and is a predicted model, not a curated record. The coding region runs from base 33 to 509 and encodes 158 amino acids. Lineage: Eukaryota; Viridiplantae; Streptophyta; Magnoliopsida; Brassicales; Brassicaceae. The transcript has 5 exons.